This is a messenger RNA of Parus major (Great Tit), 1427 nucleotides long. It is a transcript of the gene EPYC, whose product is annotated as epiphycan. NCBI's taxonomy places the organism in Eukaryota, Metazoa, Chordata, Aves, Passeriformes, Paridae. The coding region runs from base 106 to 1056 and encodes 316 amino acids. The record is from RefSeq and is a predicted model, not a curated record. The transcript has 7 exons. Gene Ontology annotation, molecular function: protein binding.
CCCCAGAAUGCCACUGCCAUUGGUCAGGGACUAAUAGCACUGGCUCUGCAUUCUGAGUAACUCCAUCCCAUUUGAGACAGAGGAAGCUAAAGAAAAGAAAACAGAAUGCAGACCUUUGUGAAUGUUUUUCUGGGUUUUUUUAUCUUUGAGUCUGUUGGAGCUGCCCCUAUCACUGAUACCAUAAUUUAUGAUUCUGAGUUCUAUGACAUACCACUUGGAGAGCUGCCUCAUCCAUUUGCCUAUGAUGAAAACAAGCAGUCUGACCGAGGAGAGACAGAUAUUGGGACAGAACUAUCUUCUGUAAUUCAAGAGAGUUAUUCUUCUGCACCACUGACAGAAGAAACCGAAGAUGAAGCAUCAACACCAAAAUUAAUUGAUGGGUAUUCAGCACAAGGGUCAGGGGUUCUUGGACCCCAGACUCAAGAUGGUCUUCCCACUUGCCUCUUGUGUACAUGCCUAGGCACCACAGUCUACUGUGAUGAUCGUGACCUUGAUGCUGUUCCACCAUUGCCUAAGAAAACCACGUAUUUCUAUUCACGCUAUAACAGAAUCAAGAAGAUCAGCAGAAAUGACUUUGCUAACUUAAACCAUUUAAAGAGGAUCGAUUUGACUGCAAACUUCAUAUCAGAUAUCCACAAGGAUGCCUUCCGAAGAUUGCCCCAACUUCAGGAGUUGGUGCUUCGUGACAACAGGAUAAGGCAACUCCCUGAGUUACCAUCUACCUUAACGUUCAUUGAUGUUAGUAAGAACAGGCUUGGUCGCAGAGGGAUACCAAAUGAGGCAUUUAAAAAUCUGGAUGAACUUCAGCAUCUUUAUAUCACUGACAAUAAUUUGGAUCACAUUCCAUUGCCACUCCCUGAAAGCCUCCAAGCGCUUCAUCUUCAGAACAACAACAUUCAAGAGAUGCAUGAAGAUACUUUCUGCAAAAUGAGAGAUUUUACUUAUGUGCGUAGGGCCCUCGAAGACAUCAGACUGGAUGGUAAUCCCAUCAACCUGAGCAAAACACCUUAUGCAUACAUGUGUCUACCCCGUUUGCCAGUUGGUAACCUCAUCUAAGCUUUGACAGCAGCCAAGACUGUCAUUUGCUGUAAGAAUCUCUAAAGACAAAUCAUUAACUCACUGCUACAUUAAACUCGAUGAAUUUUUACAAAUAUCAUUCCUAUGAGAAAUAUUUCUGUUAAUGUUGGAAUUGAUUACUGAGAUACUGAGAUUAUGAAAUGCUAAAAGAAAAAUCCAUUAUCUACCCAACUGCAAGUUAUUUAGCAAUAUCAAGAAAAAUACUUUACUACAAAAACACUGAAAAUACCAAGUUUUUUGCUGAAUUGUUCAGACCUAAUGUAUGAAUUUUAAAUUUAAAUAAUUUUAGAUAUUAAAGUCUGUUACAUGGUAACUGAAGAAAUAAAAAUAAAAUAUGUGUACACAAAUGA